UUGGGAUCUGAAGAGAAGGUGCAUAAAUGUAAUCAACAUGGAAGAAAUUCCAGUGAUUUCCAGUCCUUUCAGAAGCAUGCAAGGUCAAAGGAUGGAGAGAAUCCCUGUGAAUGUGAUCAAUGUGGGGAAUCCUACUCUGAUCUUACUGAAAGAACUCACCUUAGAGAGAAGGGCUUUGCAUGUAAGAAAAAUUUGAAAGCCUGCAGUACACAGCAUAAUGUUCAGAUCCAUGAAAGAAAUCACAGUGGGGAGAAAUGCUAUGUAUGUAAGCAAUGUGGGAAAGCUUUCAGCACUCACAGUUACUGCAAAAUACAUGAAAGAGCUCACACUGAGGAGAAACCCCAUGUAUGUAAGGAAUGUGGGAAAGCUUUCAGCACACAUGGUGCUCAUCAAAGACAUGAAAAAAUUCAUGCUGGGGAGAAACCCUAUGUAUGUAGGCAAUGUGAGAAAUGUUUCGUGACACACGGUGCUUGUCAAAGACAUGAAAGUAUUCACACUGGGGAGAAACCCUAUGAAUGUAAGCAAUGUGGGAAAGCUUUCAGUGCACAUUCUUCUUGUCAAAGCCAUCAAAUAAUUCAUACUGGGGAGAAACCAUAUGUAUGUAAGCACUGUGGGAAAGCUUUCAGCAGGAGCCUUGCAUGUCGAACACAUGAAAGAAUUCACACUGGCGAGAAACCCUAUGUAUGUAAGCAAUGUGGGAAAGCCUUCAGCACACACACUUAUUGUAAAAUACAUGAGAGGGUUCACACUGGGGAGAAACCUUAUGUAUGUAAGGAAUGUGGGAAAGCUUUCAGCACAUGUAGAGCUUGUCAAAUACAUGAAAGAAUUCACACUGGGGAGAAACCCUAUGUAUGUAAGGAAUGUGGGAAAGCCUUCAGAAAUCAUAGUACUUGAAAAGGCCAUGAAAGAAUUCACAGUGGGGAGAAACCAUAUGUAUGUAAACUAUGUGGGAAAGCUUUCUGCAGAAACAGUUAUUGUCAAAUACAUGAAAGACGUCACACUGGGGAGAAACCCUAUGUAUGUAAGCAAUGCGGGAAAGCUUUCAGCAGGCUCAGUGAAUGUAAAAUACAUGAAAGGAUCCACACUGGGUAUUAAUCCUAUGAAUGUAAGCAACGUGUAAAUCCUCAGUACAGAUAAUUGUCAAGUAUGUGAAAGAACUCACAAGGUAGAGACCUAUGUAAUAAGUAAUUGGGAACGAUGCCAUACACAUUUUUAAAUACAUGAAAGAAAUCCCACUAGGGAGAAACUUUUAUGUAUGUAAGCCUAUUUUGAAAAUUCUUUGAAAAUUUGUCAUGUAAUGGAGACCUGUGGAAAUAAUACAUUAAGUUUGGUGUCAAUAUUUCUUCACAAAUUUUCCAGGAAAUACAAAUCCCAGGUGGAGAUAUGCAAAUGUA
Molecule: messenger RNA, 1394 nt
Organism: Heterocephalus glaber (naked mole-rat)
Lineage: Eukaryota; Metazoa; Chordata; Mammalia; Rodentia; Bathyergidae
Source: RefSeq, a predicted model, not a curated record